Molecule: messenger RNA, 1587 nt
Organism: Rotaria sordida
Lineage: Eukaryota; Metazoa; Rotifera; Eurotatoria; Philodinida; Philodinidae
Source: the annotation of a GenBank genome assembly
AUGAAAUUUCUAUUCCUUUUAUCUGCACUAUUAUUUCUGAUAGUAAACGAAGGUUAUGGAAAACGAGUCAUAUGUUACUAUACAAAUUGGGCUGCUUAUCGACCAGGCGCUGGACAAUUUUCUGUUGAUGAUAUUGACCCUAAUUUAUGUACACAUAUUAUUUAUUCAUUUGCAAAAGUUGAAGGAAAUAGUUUAGGAACAACUGAAGGAACUGAUCCUGAAAAUUAUAGACGAAUCAUUGCAUUAAAAGAGAAAAAUCCUGAUUUAAAAAUAUUGCUUGCAGUUGGUGGUUGGAAUCAUGGAUCAGCACCAUUUACACAAAUGGUUGCAACAGAACAAUCACAACAACAAUUUGUUGAAAAUUCAUAUAAUUUGCUUAAAAAAUAUGGAUUCGAUGGUCUUGAUCUUGAUUGGGAAUAUCCAGCUGAUCGUGGUAGUCCUCCUGAGGAUCGAGGUCGAUUUACACAAUUAGUUAAGAAAUUAAGUGACAAAUACAAACCUGAAGGUCUUCUAUUAACAGCUGCAACACCAGCAUCACCUUGGAGAUAUGAUGGUAGUUAUGAACCUGAAGUUUGCAAACAUUUAGAUUUUAUUAAUUUGAUGACAUAUGAUUAUACUGGCCAAUGGGAAAGUAAUGCUGGACAUAAUAGUCCAUUAACAAGUCAAAAACAAACUGUUGAACAUAUGUUACAAAAACCAGAUUGUACACGAGAUAAGUUAAAUUUAGGCAUGGGUGCAUAUGGACGAACUCAUCUACUCGCUAAUCCAUCAGCGACUGCAAUUGGUUCUCCUACUCUUGGUCAUGGUGCAAUGGCUGGUCCAUAUACAGCAGAAAGUGGUUUUAUGGGUUAUUAUGAAGUAUGUGAAAAACUUAAGCAAGGAUGGACAAAAGAAUGGUCGGAUCAACAUAAAGUACCAUAUGCCUAUUCGGGUUCGAAUUGGGUUGGUUAUGAUGACAUAAAGAGUAUAACUCAUAAAGCUGAAUAUGUCAAUGAAAUGGAUUUAGGUGGAGCUAUGUUUUGGACAAUGGAUUUAGAUGAUUUUCGUGGUGAUAAAUGCAACGAAGGAAAGUUUCCAUUAAUUAAUACAGCAAAAGAUAUUGUCAAUGGAAAAGAACCAUCAACAAAACCAACCACAACACGUACUACACCUACAACUACUCCAAAACCUGAUCAAACAGAUACAGCAGGAUCGUAUUGUCUAUAUUCAAAAGAAAAGCAAAUUUAUGCAAAUGUCUCAAAUAAUUGUCAAAGUUAUUAUGAAUGUCUAACAACACCUAGUGGCAAACAGAUAACUGUAUCUCGAAAAUGUCCUACACCACUUAUUUAUUCUGAAGAUAAAAAGAAAUGUGUUAAAGAAAAAGAAUUAAAUGAUGUUCAAAUAAAAUGUUCAACAAAAUUGAGAUUUCCAACAACAUCAAUAUCAUCAACUAAUUGUUGGGAUCCAUCAUCUUUCGUGGCUGACACUAAAUGUCGUUUCUUUACAGAUUGUUCAACGAAACAGCGUUAUGAAUGUCCACCUGAUUCAUCGUUUGCAUCAAAUUUAAAACGAUGUGUACCACAACAAAAUGUUCAAUGUUGGUCGUAA